Lingula anatina is the source of this 1656-nucleotide messenger RNA. RefSeq names its product zinc finger protein 525-like. NCBI's taxonomy places the organism in Eukaryota, Metazoa, Brachiopoda, Lingulata, Lingulida, Lingulidae. The record is from RefSeq and is a predicted model, not a curated record.
CAGGGGGUUCCUAAUACAACUUUAUGCAUUGCUCAGUACAAAAACUAGGUGCAUUGGUAAUGUUAACAACAAGUUCAUACAGAAUCCAAAUGGAUAUUCUUAUGGUGCUCUAAGGGUUGAAUUGUGAAGACAAUUUCAGUAUUAGAAAGGACAUAUCAAGCCUCAAUAAGUCUUACACCUUAUCCAAGUGACUGACUGGCUCACAGUAAAAUGUUAGACAGUGGUAUAACAACAACUGACAGGACUUUUCUGGAAAAGGAAUGAAAAACCAAAAAAGGGGAAUUAUGUGAAAUGUAGCCUUGGAAUUAGGGCUCAUUGUGACUAGUGACAAAAAGUUUUCAGUGAUUAAUCAUCUUAUGAAAUUCAAGAAAAUAAUUAUACUGGAGAGAAACCUUACAAGUGUAGAUUUUGUGUCAAGAUUUUUAUACCACCAAUUAAAUUCUUAUAGCAUUCAGUAAAAAUGUGCACAGGAGAGAGACCUUACAAGUGUAGAUUCUGUGACAAGACUUUUACUCAAAAAGGCCACUGUACUAGGCAUGAAAGAAGAGAGAGACCUUACAAGUGUAGAUUCUGUGACAAGACUUUUACUCAAAAAGGCCACUGUACUAGGCAUGAAAGAAUUCAUACCGGAGAGAAACCUUACAAGUGCGGAUUCUGUGAUAAAACUUUUAGAGACAAAAGUAAUUGCAGUGCGCAUGAAAGGAUUCACACAGGAGAGAAAUCUUACAAGUGUAGAUUCUGUGAGGUAACUUUUACACAUAAAAAUUCUUGCAUAUAUCAUGAAAGAAUUCACACAGGAGAGAGGCCUUACAAGUGUAGAUUCUGUGACAAAACUUUCACUCAAAGAAGCCAUUGCACAGAGCAUGAGAAAAUUCACACAGGAGAGAAACCUUACAAGUGUAGAUUCUGUUACAGAACUUUUACUCAAAAAUGCCAUUGCACAGAGCAUGAAAGAAUCCAUACUGGAGAGAAACCUUACAAGUGUAGAUUCUGUGAGGAAACUUUCACACAUAAAAAAUCUUGCAUAUAUCAUGAGAGAAUUCACAGAAGAGAGAAACUUUUAAAGUGUAGAUUCUGUGACAAAACUUCUAAAGACAAAAUUUCUUGCUUAGAACAUGACAGAAUUCACACAGGAGAGAAACCUUACAAGUGUAGAUUCUGUGAGGAAACUUUUACACGAAAAAAUUCUUGCAAAUGUCAUGAAAAAAAUCACAUCAUGAUCACAGAUGAAAAAAGUCACAUGGAAAAUAAACGGGCAAACAAUGAAGCCAUAACCCAUCAUGAGGAAGAAAGAACAGAAUACAAUCAUAAAGAUGAUGACACUUUUACCACAGAGAAUAUCACCAUCAUUACUGACAAUGACGUCUAUGAAAUAUUUACUGGCAUAAAAAGGACCACGCAAGGUGUCAUCACUACAGAUAUAAAAAAUCCUUUGUACAGCUCUCAAUGAUAUGUUCAGAUGACAGAAACAGAAAACAAACUCUUACCAUAUAACUUUGCUCAUUUUGGACAAUUUAAGAACAAUCAAAUUUUGUAACUGAUGCAAUUUUAUUUGCUCAGUGUUUAUCAAUUAUUCUAUACUUUGUAGGUUCAUUAUUCAUAAAAUGUUCAAAUGAUAAAAACAGAAAAAAACUAACACCUCAUAACUGAGCUAUU